GCUGUUGUGCCUCAGCAGCAGCAGCAGCAGCAGCAGCAGCAUCCUGCAGCAGGACACGGAGCCGCUCUCAGCCGCUGCGGGAUGUUUCUCUUUCUGGUGGUCGUGGGCCUCGGGGUGGGCACGCUGCUGGCCGUCGUAUUCGCCCCUCAGAUACGGAGAUAUGCAGCGGGGGGAGUGUGCAGGUCGGCGGCUCGUCUGGACGGGAAGACGGUCCUCAUCACGGGAGCCAACACGGGGAUCGGGAAGGAGACGGCGCUGGACCUGGCCAUGAGAGGCGCUCGGGUGAUCAUGGCGUGUCGAGACGUGGAGAAGGGCGAAGAGGCGGCGGCCAGCAUACGAGCGGCGCACUCCAGCGCAGACGUGGAGGUCCGAGAGCUGGAUCUGGCCGACACCUGCUCGAUACGAGCCUUCGCACAGAGAUUUCUCCGAGAAGUGAACCAUCUCCAUAUACUCAUCAACAAUGCGGGGGUGAUGAUGUGCCCCUACACAAAAACCAUCGAUGGCUUCGAGAUGCACAUCGGAGUCAAUCACCUGGGUCACUUCCUGCUGACCUCGCUGCUGAUCGGCCUGUUGAAGCGCAGCGCUCCGGCCCGCGUCGUGGUCGUCUCCUCGCUGGCGCACAACUUCGGCUGGAUCCGCUUCCACGACCUGCACAGCCAGGGAAGCUACAACAGCGGGCUGGCGUACUGCCAGAGCAAGCUGGCCAACGUGCUGUUCACCAGAGAGCUGGCACGCAGGCUCAAAGGCACCAACGUGACGGUGAACUCGGUGCACCCGGGGACGGUGAACUCUGACCUGACCAGACACUCGACCCUCAUGACCAUAUUCUUCACCGUCUUCUCCAUGUUCCUGAAGACGCCGCGGGAAGGAGCGCAGACCAGCAUCUACUGCGCCGUGGCCGAGGAGCUGGACUCCAUCAGCGGGCAGCACUUCAGUGACUGCGCUCCCGCCUUCGUCGCCCCGCAGGGCCGGAGCGAGGAGACGGCGAGGAGACUGUGGGAGGUCAGCUGUGAGCAGCUCGCCAUCGAGUGGGACUGAGCUCCUCCUCCUUCCUCUUACCUUUGAUUUCUUUUAAUUACGGUUUUAAUGUUCUGUACAUUGGUACGUUUUUUUCUUACCCAAAUAAGCAGUCAGGUCAAUUCUGUAAGCGGUCCUAUGACGUGAAGUGGAAGUCUUUUGUAUAAUAAUGUAGUAAUUACAUUAUAAUAACUUGAGUAUUUUGGUGCUCUGCGACAUUUUUCUUCAAAACCAAAACCACUCAACUGUAUUAUCAUGUAACCACAAAUACCUUUUUGGACUCUAUAUUUUUGUGACACAAUGUGAAUACAGUGUAGGCAAAAAAGCAACUUGAUGUAUUGUAAACGCUGUAGGAUACAGUCAAGGGUCAACGCAGGGUAAACGACCAGCAUCUCUAUCAGAUCUGCUUCUUUCCUCCACACGUUUUUUGCAGUUUUAAGAAAAAUGGCUUGAAUUUUGUGCCAGCAUUUCUGAAACCAAGUGCAGGGGUUCAUACAGCGUUUCCAGGUUCAUCUCCAACAUUAUCCGCUUGAGUCUGAGCCACGAUCAACACUUCAACUGUAUCUUGUGAUAACUGCGAGCCAAGACAAACGGAACAAGAGCCGGAAUCAGGUCCGCAGACUUUUGAAGUUUUUUUUUUUUCUCCCCCUUUUGCCCCAUUUGCAUAUUUCUGGAGGAGAUUAUAGUUUUACAUUUCUAAAAAGGAAACCUCCCUUCUCAUGUUUCCUUUUGCAGCAUUCACACGCAAGGAUGCCAAGAGUUUACAUUCUGUGUUUUAUACGAGUGAAAACAUGCCUUUUACUACACGUACGUUCAUGUUCAGAGUUGAAUGUUUACAUUUUAUGUAAAUAAACUGAAAUCUUA
Salarias fasciatus (jewelled blenny) is the source of this 1881-nucleotide messenger RNA. RefSeq names its product retinol dehydrogenase 12 (gene rdh12). The transcript has 7 exons. NCBI's taxonomy places the organism in Eukaryota, Metazoa, Chordata, Actinopteri, Blenniiformes, Blenniidae. Bases 82 to 1038 code for a protein of 318 amino acids. The record is from RefSeq and is a predicted model, not a curated record.